Nematostella vectensis (starlet sea anemone) is the source of this 5993-nucleotide messenger RNA. Its product is annotated as ATP-dependent RNA helicase A. The transcript has 29 exons. Gene Ontology annotation, biological process: regulation of mRNA processing; positive regulation of transcription by RNA polymerase II. Gene Ontology annotation, molecular function: 3'-5' DNA helicase activity; double-stranded RNA binding; ATP binding. The record is from RefSeq and is a predicted model, not a curated record. Gene Ontology annotation, cellular component: ribonucleoprotein complex; nucleolus; intracellular anatomical structure. The coding region runs from base 21 to 3779 and encodes 1252 amino acids. Lineage: Eukaryota; Metazoa; Cnidaria; Anthozoa; Actiniaria; Edwardsiidae.
AUACUGAUGCUGGAUCCAAGAUGGCGGGCAUGGUGAAAAACUUUUUGUAUGCUUUCUGCGGAAAACGCAAAACACAGCCCAUCUAUUCAGAAAGACCGGCUGCUAGCGGAAAAUUCAGCUUCCAGGUCCAGGUAACUGGGUUCGACUAUGUUGGGUUUGGGACGGCUACCAAUAAAAAAGAAGCAGAAGCCAAUGCUGCAAAAGAUUUUGUUGGUUUUCUGAUUGGUGCCGGCUUCAUCCCUGCUGACUCCGUCCCUGAUGAAGUGCUGGCAGAAUCAGGUGUAGGCCCACCAGUUGCAUCAACACCACCUGCACCCCAGCCCGUGCCGAAUAAUAUGGGUCCACCCCCUCAUGUCAAUCAAGGGCCACCGCCAAAUUCUGCCAAUCAAGCACCUCCACCCAAUCCUGGACCUUCUCCCUCCUUCAACAGUCAAGGGCCGCCUCAGAGACUGCCUCUCCAGGGAUUCCUGUCUGGACCAGGCCAGGCACAACCACUAAUGCCGCAGCAGCAGCCAGAUAUGGGUGGUGGUUGGGGUGGGCAAGGCCAGCGAGAGUACCAUUACAGCAUGUACAACAAGAGAUCAUUUGACGAGGCUGAAGAUAUAGAUUUGGAUGCUCAUCUCCAUGGCAACUGGACCCUGGCAAACUCAAAGUCACGUUUACACCAGUUUCUCCAGCAGAACAGGCUGCCAGCUGAGUUCAAAUAUGGGGCUGUUGGACCCGACCACAAUAGAGCUUUCAAGUGUGAGCUUUCUGUGUUUGUGAAAAGCCAUAGAAGAAACAUCCAUGGUACUGCAAAUGCCUCCACAAAGAAGCAAGCUGCCCAGAGCUGUGCGCUGAGCCUUGUGCGUCAGUUGUUCCACAUGGGGGCUAUCGAGGCUGCCGCACCUGGACAACUGCAAGUGAAGAAGCUCAAGACAGAUGAUAUUCCACCCUAUGAUGUUGGGAUAAGCCCUGAGCUUGAACAGCAACUGGGUAAUUGUCUCCAGUCCCUAGGAAUACAGCCUGUUCCACAGUCAGCAAACCCUGAAGAGGAGGUCUCUCUGGUCCUGCCACCUGGCAGCAAAUUUGAUGUGGAAAAGCCAGAUAAUCGACGUGGAGUCAUCGAAUGGGCCCCACCAGACAGGAACUGGAAUCCCUGGAUCAACCAGCCAACGAUCAUCGAAGGCGCUGAAGAGUACCAGGCACCAAUUUUGACCAGUAAAGACUACUUGGAUGAGUACCAACAAAAGCACCAAUCAGACCCCACAUUCAAGGCCAUGCUAGAGCAGCGUAGUCAACUGCCCGUGUUUAACUACAAACACGCAAUUCUUCAAGCUGUUCACGAAAAUAGGGUGAUCAUUAUAAAGGGAGCUACUGGCUGCGGCAAAACCACACAGGUCCCACAGUUUGUGCUGGACGCGUUCCUGGAGAAUGGCCAAGGAGCAGAAUGUAACAUAGUCGUCACACAGCCUCGUCGUAUCAGCGCUGUUAGCGUAGCCGAGCGAGUGGCAGCUGAAAGGAGUGAGGCGCUGGGGAACAGUGUAGGCUACUCCGUUCGUUUCGAUACCAUCCUCCCUCGCAGCCAUGCAGCCAUGUUGUUUUGCACUGUUGGUGUCUUACUGCGGAAGCUAGAAAAUGGACUACACGGCGUCUCUCAUGUCAUUGUCGAUGAAAUCCACGAGAGAGACAUUAAUACGGACUUCAUCCUGGUGGUGCUACAGCAGAUGAUUCUGACCUACCCCGAUCUGCGCAUUGUUCUUAUGUCUGCCACCAUCGAUACACACAUGUUCGCGGAGUACUUUGGUAAUUGUCCUAUUGUGGAGAUCGAGGGGCGUUCCUUUCCGGUGCAAGAGUACUAUCUAGAAGACGUUAUCCAGAUGCUCGGCUUUGUACCACCACUCCCAGAGAAAAAGAAGAAGCGCGAAGAAAAUGAUGAAGACGACGAGGAAAAUUGUAACGCGAUCUGCUCAGGUGACUACUCGUUCCAGACCAAGAAUGCGAUGGCUCAACUCAGUGAAAGGGAGAUGUCUUUUGAACUCAUAGAGGCGUUGCUGAACUACAUCUCCGGGCUGGGUAUCCCUGGGGCUGUGCUGAUCUUCCUACCGGGCUGGAACCUCAUCUUUGCGCUACACAAACACCUCAAGAUGCACCCUCAGUUCGGAACUCCAAACUACCGUCUUCUCCCCCUGCAUUCCCAAAUCCCACGUGAGGAUCAGCGGAGAGUGUUUGAGCCUGUUCCGGAGGGCGUUACCAAGAUUAUUCUUUCCACCAACAUCGCAGAGACGAGCAUUACCAUCGAUGACGUCGUUUUCGUGAUUGACUCUGUCAAGGCUAAAGUAAAGCUUUUUACGUCUCACAACAACAUGACAAACUACGCGACCGUGUGGGCUUCCCAGACCAACAUGGAACAGAGGCGCGGCCGAGCGGGACGUGUGAGGCCUGGAUUCGCGUUUCACCUGUGCAGUCGCGCACGCGCAGACAGGUUAGCAGAGCAUGCCACCCCAGAGAUCCUCCGGACGCCGUUACAUGAGCUCGCGCUCACUAUCAAGCUCCUAAAACUUGGGGACAUCACGGCGUUCUUGAAUAAUGCCAUUGAACCGCCCCCUCUCGACGCAGUAGUUGAGUCGGUCGCCAUGCUCAAAGAUAUGGAAGCCCUAGACACGAACGAGAAUCUGACCCCAUUGGGUUAUAUGUUGGCCAAGCUACCCAUUGAGCCACGCCUCGGCAAGAUGGUCAUCCUAGGGUGCAUCUUCCAUUGCGGUGACGCGAUGGCAACCAUUGCUGCGAGUACCAGUUUCCCGGAGCCAUUUGAGACUCCCUCUGACCGUCGAAGACUGGGUUGGGUUCACAAGAAGUUCUCAGGGACACGUCACAGUGAUCACAUAGCCAUGCUCAGCGCAUUUCAGGCAUGGGAGGACGCAAGGUCAGUGGAUGAGAUGUCAGAGAUCCGCUUUUGCGACAGCCAUCAGCUGAACAUGUCCACUCUCCGCAUGACAUCAGAAGCUAAGCUGCAGCUUAAAGAUCUGUUGUGCAAUGCAGGUUAUCCAGAAGAAUGCAUGCAUCCACAGCCUUUCAACUACAGCGGCCCCGACUCCCGCCUAGAUCUGGUCGUGGCGCUGCUGUGCUUGGGGCUGUACCCUAACGUCUGUAUGCAUCGUGAGAAGCGCAAAGUGAUCACGACUGAGGGCAAGGCUGCUCUCGUCCACAAGUCCUCGGUCAACUGCACCAAUAGGGAGUAUAUCUUCCCCUCCCCCUUUUUCGUGUUCGGCGAGAAGAUUCGAACACGCGCCGUUUCGUGUAAACAGAUGACGAUGGUCAACCCCCUGCAGCUGCUGCUGUUCAGCUCAAGUCGCGUGUUGUCCUCCAAAGACGUCAUCUGUAUGGAUAACUGGGUUCAGUUGCGCAUGCCCCAUGCACAGGGAGCCAUGGUGGUUGCUAUGCGACAAGCAAUCGACAUGCUUCUUAUCCGGGCUGCUUCAAACCCAGUCUCCAUAGCCGAGCCUUUACCGGAAGACGAGCAGAUCAUCAACACCGUUAAAUCCCUGUCACGCAACAACGCCGGCAAGUUUAUCCAGGGGGGUCCACAGGGCGGGCCACCACCGCACUUCAGGGGAGGGCCAGGGCAAGGCCGUGGCGGUUUUCAGCGCGGCGGCAGAGGCUUUAACCCGCAGAGGCGUGGCUACCAAGGCCCAAGGCACUACCGCGGUGGGGGUGGUUACCAAGGAGGUGGCGGAUUCCGUGGGGGUGGAGGAGGGUUUCGUGGGGGGAGGGGUGGUUUUCAUGGAGGAUCGUACUAAGCCCUUAUUUGGUCUUUAUAAGAUAAUGGGGUCUUUGAACGUUAUACUUGCAAUUUAUAAUCCAGUCCAUGAAUUUAGCUCGGGUCUUCGGUGUGCCUGUGGUGUCGGUCUACCUCAGACUUGUACCCAGUCGUAAAAAAACGGAUCGCAAGGGAUUGGGUACGAGUCUUGAUCGGCGCGCAAAGGAUUGUGGGGCUUAGGUGAUCGGCACGCCCCACAAUUCUUUGCGCGCCUCGCUCUUUUCCUUUUGAGCGACUGGGUACGAGUCUGGGUCUACCUGUGGUGACAAACAUGAUAAAUGAAACGAUAAAUGGCAAUUGAGAGUUCCCCCCUCCUCCCUGUCAGGCUCUUUGUUACAUUCCUAUAAUGCACGGGCCGAGAGUAAACUACACGGACGCCAAUAGCAAUGAGUUUUGAUGCUAGUUAGAAAAAAAAAAAAAAAAUAUAUAUAUAUAUAUUCAUUUAUUUAUUUAUUUUUUUAAAUCAUGGUCUCGCUCCAUGGCCCCUAUAGGUAUUUUAAAAGCCUCGAUCAAACGGAGAUGUAUUGAUAAGAGUUCCAUUCUUAAUAGCUCUCACAGGGUACCGAUGAGAGCUGUGAGAGUUCGUAACAAUUGGUACCUUUUUUUUUCAAAAGUUAUUUGACUUUAGGGCUCACCAUUGAACCGAAAAUUUCACUUUUUGUGAGAACGGCUUAUCGAAAUGCCCUCAUUAACUCUCAUUUACGCUAUCAAACGGUGACAACUCUCAUCGACUCUCAUGUCGAAUUUGAACAUGUUCAAAGAGAAUGAAAGUCGAUGAGAGUGCGUGUGAGUGCACGGGCAAACGGAAAUGAAAUAGUUUGAACUCUCAUCAACUCACAUCUCUGUUUGAUCGAGGCUUUACGACCCCGUUUACACACCUUUGUUAUUGCUCUAAUCUCUUCACUGGUCCCUGUCCACCAACCUCUAGGAGCAGCGAUGAGUACCUCGGAAUAUCGAAAGUCUCGCAAAAAUUUCGCAAAGUCUUGGAAUCUUGGCGUCUCGAAGUUCCGAUUUUUUUAAUAUUAAGGGCCUCUUUUUUUUGUUUGUUUUUUUUUUUUUUUUUCUACCACGGUCUCGGAUUUUCAAACGCGACCUUGGAGCCUCUUAUUUUGUUAAACGCUAUCUCUUUCAUGUUUUUUAUAUCGAACGGGUUUCCCCUUGUAGCAAGAUUAUGUAUUGUAACUAUACUUAUUCUUUUUUCAACUGAUGUUUAAAAGUUACCACGAGCAGGUUACCCGAAAUCAAGCUCGGAAAAGCCCGGGCUCGGAUUCCGAAAUUGGACAAAAGGCUCGGAUUCUGAAACGCGGGUCUCGGCAAGUCUCGGAUUUAGCGAUCGCUACCCCAACGUCUGUCUUCUCAAUGUAUUCCCGCUGCCUUACUCCACCCAUUACCCCCAUCUUAUUGCCUACCCCUUCGCGAGUGUCCGCCUUUUUAACCUUUAACUAGGCACUUUCACACUUUCGCUGUUUUAUAACAGUGCAGCUGAUGGCGUCUUUUUCACUAAAUACACCAAUUUCAAUUAAUGAUGACUAUAAGAUAAUAGAAAAUGACAAAUAGCUUACACAACUGGUUAGAGAAUACAAGCCUUGUAUCUGCUUAUGGCAUUCUUAGUGAGGCUAUCUUAGGCUUCCUGAGGCCGAUGUAGUGAAUGCACGCAUUUUUAACACAAGAAAACAACAUUGUCAAUCAAACCAUCUUGUUAUUGUCAAACUUAAUUGAAAUAGGUGUAUAUGGGGGCGGAGAAGUAUUAUGGAAUACUUUAAUACUUUACUAUUCAAUAACAAUCGGGAACGUCCAAAAAAGACAGGUUUAUUAACCGUGAGCUUCGCACAGGUAACCCUGCCCUUAAGAGGAUGUGUCUGCUUAUAGAGUGGUUUUCAAAAUCACGUGCAACAAAAUGUAAUAGUUAAAGUGUUAUAGUCAAGCCAGAACAAAAGAGAACAAAGACAUUACAGUGUAUUAGUAUUUAAUAAACUAAAUAGUUUUUUGAAAACCACUCUAUUCUGUUUUACUCUAGUCAGAAAUAGUCCGAGGUUGAUAGAAGACCUUUUAAAUUUUCUUCAAUCAAUGAGGAGAUAAUUGAAGACAAAUAUAUAAUGCACUUUUAUUUCGCCAGUAUAGAUAUGCACCAUUUCUAAAAGAACCAGCUAAGAUAAAGGUUUGCAGUAAAUAAACAGAAUAACCAUCCACCCAA